AAAGGUCAGAAAGGGAAUUAUCAUAUUCAUUGUUUAUAGUGUUUUCUUAAAGCCAACUUUGGUGUUCAGACUGAUGUAAAACUUACGCCAGGAGAAGGGGAGAGUGCUACCUUACCGUGCUCUGUGAUCGACAGCGGCACAACUGACAAGAGAAACUUUACCUUCGAGUGGUCACUGUUCAACAACACCACACUGCAGUCUCGCAAUCUAUCAAGCGAGGUCCUUCAUUCCGACCAGGCGGGAAAGUACACGCUUCAUCACGGCAAGACAAGCUGUAAUCUUACGAUUCUAAACUUGAACUUGACGGACGAAGGAAGAUACCAAUGUGACGUUCAUGACUCCUUCUACAACCAGUCCAACUACAAUUCGACAGAAAUUGUCCUCGGGGGUGCCUUUAAAGAUGAUUCAUUAUCAACGGCAGCAACGAACUACGUGAGUGAUGUAGGAUUGGCGGAAUUGCAAACCUUAACCACGAAAACAGCAAAAGGGUUAGCGACUACUGCAUCUGUUCCUGUUGCACCUGUUCCUACUACUAUAAAUGGCCUUGUUUUGAUCGUAGCCGCAUCAUCAGCUGGACUGUUGGCAAUGGUGAUCGUAAUCAGCCUGAUAGUGGUUGCAUUAAGGCUACACAAAAAACGUUAUUCAGCGAUCCCCGCAAGUCAAACAAAUGUUGCGAGCACAGCUUCUGUUACUUUCAGAGCAGGCCACUCACAAGGAAACGCGCACACAAUCUCACUGAUUCAACCGAACGGAGGAGAGCAAGAUGCGAGAUCGUUCCAUGCAGACACCGCAGCUAGUGUAGACCUUAAUCUAUCUGCGUCACCGCCUGCGUCACUAAUCGACAACCACAAGGUUAUACAACAUUACGAUAGUGGGAAUGGGGUUAUGUACACUUCAGUGAACCGCGAAAAGCGUCCUCAAGCGUCAGCAGCUCCCUACACCGGUGUGACGCGGGGUGCAACAGCCAUCAAGUACCAACCCAAAAAGGUUGCCCGUCCAGGCGAACUGGUCUAUGCUGAUUUGCAGCACACACGACAUCACCCUCCGAACGCACCACCAAUAAGAACCGAACCUCCUACGCAGUACGCUGCAAUAAGCCACAACAUGACUCGAGCCCUUCACAGGGAUAUUUCAACCCCAGCUGGCCACUACUUUGACAGCGACGAGGAAGUGGAACAAUUUAUGGUGGGGUUAGAGGACGAAGCGCCACCCCCACCGCCUCGCGGCAUUUUUGUUCCACCUGUCUUUUAUUAACGGGGGACUUUUGUGCGCUUGGU
Asterias rubens (European starfish) is the source of this 1277-nucleotide messenger RNA. RefSeq lists its product as uncharacterized. The record is from RefSeq and is a predicted model, not a curated record. The transcript is spliced from 8 exons. Bases 586 to 1254 code for a protein of 222 amino acids. Lineage: Eukaryota; Metazoa; Echinodermata; Asteroidea; Forcipulatida; Asteriidae.